AUGAAUGUUAAUUUAAUAUGUCCAUAACAUAAAUAACAAGUACUCUAAGCUUGCCUUGAUUUAGAAUGCCAAGUUUUUCCUUUUAUGUGUUAAAUAUGCAUGAAUGAAUAAUCAACCCUUUCUUAACAUAUGAAACAUAAUCAAUUUGUCAUCCCUUAUCCACAAUAUAUUACUUAGAUGAGUAAAACUAUUCAAAAUAACAUUAACGAUGCUUAAUCAUUCAAUGAUCUCUUUAAAUAAGAAUCUGAAGUAAUAUAACAACUGUUAUCAUCUGAUGAACAUCUCAAUAAUAUUGAGACUUUUAUUUCAAAAUUGAAACAUUAAAUUGAUUCUGAUAUCAAAUUAGCAUUAAAUUCAUUGAUCAAGUUCUUUGAUUCAUAGAAAAUUGAACUAUUUAAUAAACUUGAUUCAUAUCUACAAAUUUAUAAAAACAACUUUUUCUUAUUAAAAGAAUAAAUUGAACCAAUCCACUUUCUUUUGAAUAAAUGUAAAUAUUAUGCAAAUGAAAAUAACUUUAAAGUAACGUAUAUACAAUAUUUAGUAAAAAUUACACACUAAACCUGAUUUAGGUUCUUAAGUCAAGAUUUCUAUCAAAUAACUGUAAUUAAAGUAACUGCAAAUGUUAAAAUUAAAUUGUGAAAUUUUCAAAAAAUCAUAAGAGAUAAAAUAAAAUAGUUCUUGUUUAAAUUAAUUAAUAAAUGAUACUCAAAAAUCAAUAAUUGAAUAUUUUAGUAAAAAUAUAUCUAUUCCUACAUCAACUAUGUUAGAAAUAUCUCCCUAAUCCAAUAAUUAAUCUUUUACACCAAUUAAAAGUAAAUCUUUAGAAUUGUCUCAUAUUGAAAAAACAGCUUUAUAAGAUGAUAACAAAAUAGCAAUUUAAUCUUUUGAUUCUAAAAUACAAUUAUCUAAUUUAUUACCUAUUUCAAAUAUUCCAAAGUUUCAUGCUUAAGUAAUAGAUUAAAGAAUCAUAUAAGAAUAAAACUAAAAAAAAGUAAUUUAUAAUAUUCUAAAUAUAAUUUAUAGAUUCAUCUGAGUGCAAAAUUCAGGAUUAAGAAAAAGUUAUGCAUUGAAUUCCUUGUUUAAACUAUUGCUCUUGUUAAUAAUUCUUAUGUAGCACUUGGUUUAGUAGAUGGAUCUGUAAAACUCUUAGACAUGAACACAAGUAAAAUUAGUUUUUAUCCUAACACCUAUAUUCAACAUUAAAAACCAGUCAAUCAAAUAAUUUUAUUAAAAUAAAAUAAGGGAACAAGAUUACUAUCAAUUAGUGAAGAGAAUUUUGCUAUACUUUGGACUUUAGGUGAAAAUUAUGUACCUUAUCCAGAGAAAAAAAUAGUUUGUUUUAAAUAAAAAUUAAAUCAUAUAAUGGAUUUUGCUGAUUCAUUUCAUAUACUUUGUUAAAGUGACAAUAAUUUAUAAAUAAUAAAUUAUUAAGAAAAUAGAAUAGUUCAUUCUUUUGAUUUUAAAAGUUAAUUAGUAGAAUUUUUAUAUUUGAGUAAACAUGAGAAAUUUGCAACAAUUUCAUAAGGAAAUAUUGUUUCAAUAUAUAGUUUAAAAUUAAGUAUUAAUACAUAAAAUAUAACAUAAUUGGUGAAUUGUGAAUUAGAAUCAAUUUAACCAGCAAUUCCAAUUUCAAAUAUAAAUACAUGUAUUGGAGUAGAUUUUGAGAAUGAAAUAAUAAUAUGUUAUGGAUGUUCAAAUGGAUAAGUGAAAUUAUAUAAUGUUUUUAAGAAUAGUUUAUUAGGAGAAUAUUAAGUAAUUUAUAAAUAAAAAAAUAAUGAUAGGUAUUUAAUAAUGGAAUAAAAGAAAUGAUAGUUUUAAAAUAAGAGAAUUAAUUUGUUUUAGUAGUUUUUGGUGAGAAUAGUAGAUAAAUAAAAGGUGUUUUGUAUUAAAAAAAUAAAGUACUAGAGUUAGAUAGAUAUGGAGAAUUGCUUGAUUGUAUUAGUAAGAAUGGAAAGAAUGUGAUUUAGUAAACAGUUAUAAAAAAUAAAAAUGGAAUAUAUAUAUUGAGUGAUACAUAAAAAGAUAUUGGAUUAUAUGAAUUAUGUUGA
Messenger RNA from Paramecium sonneborni, 2048 nucleotides. NCBI's taxonomy places the organism in Eukaryota, Ciliophora, Oligohymenophorea, Peniculida, Parameciidae. The record is from the annotation of a GenBank genome assembly.